AUGUCCUGGGGAGGUUUUGUAGCACAAGUGACAACACCUGCAGCUGAUUUUGUGAUGCCGAUGCUUGUUUCCAUAAAAGUCCACUUCAUGCUGUGCCGUGAUACCAAGAAAACAAAGUACACAUGUUGCUUCUCGCAGACUGGUGCAGGCAUUGACCUGUCUCAACCUAAUGCCAGCAAUAAUCUACUUGAACAAGUGAUCCUAGAGUUCCCGUGGUACAGCGCUCUUGACGACAUUUGGGGGCACAACCCUGCAUAUGCCCCCAAGACAUUUUCAUCCACUCCAAGGGUGAAUCAUGCAGGUGACAUGAUUGUGCUCAUGUCAAAGCACAAGGGAAAAGAAAAGGAGGUCCCUCCUGAUCUUGACAAUGAAGCGAUAGAGACCACUGAUGAUGGCCUUUCUCCCCCUGCCCCCACCAUCAAUAUUCCUCCUGCCCCCACCAUCAAUGCUCCCCCUGCCCCUGCCACCAAUGCUCCUCCUACCCCUGCUGUCAAUACUCCCCCUGCUCCUGCCAUCAAUGCUCCUGUCAUGGAUGCUCCCCCCACUGCCCCCCACCUCAACCCUCUCAUUGACUAUUAUACAUUGGAGGACGACCACUUUUUGAAAACCUGGAGGCGCAGCAAGGGGACUUUGAGAUGA
Molecule: messenger RNA, 639 nt
Organism: Suillus bovinus
Lineage: Eukaryota; Fungi; Basidiomycota; Agaricomycetes; Boletales; Suillaceae
Exons: 4
Coding region: 1-639 (212 amino acids)
Source: RefSeq, a predicted model, not a curated record